This is a messenger RNA of Plasmodium vivax (malaria parasite P. vivax), 837 nucleotides long. RefSeq lists its product as hypothetical. The record is from RefSeq and is a predicted model, not a curated record. Lineage: Eukaryota; Apicomplexa; Aconoidasida; Haemosporida; Plasmodiidae. The transcript has 8 exons. Bases 1 to 837 code for a protein of 278 amino acids.
AUGGGCGAUUACAUAAGGAAAAUCCCCGUCUAUAACGAUUACGAGAAGAAGAAAGAUUUGUUAAAAUAUGCCUUUUUGAAAGAUGGAGAGGAGGACCAAAGAGACGUCCAGAAAAAACACAUGACGGAGGAUGUCCAAUUUGUUAGUAAGUCUCACAAGGGGCAAGAAGAACAGAAGGACUCCUUUCUAAAAAGCCUAAAAAACAAACUGAAGGAAGACAACAGCGAGAGGUACUACGCCCACGAGAAGAAGUUCCCCUUCCUCAUCGACACGACUGUGAAAAAACCAGAUAAAACGAGAAGCAUGCGGGAUGUGCUAAAUAACAUUUAUGAACAGGAUGAUGCCGAGAAAAUUCGUUUAUCAGAUGACAUUAAAACCAAAGCGGUGUUGCUGGAAAGGAGGAAGGAGCUGUUUCUCCAGGAGUUAAGUGGUGGAGAGCUCGUGGACGUCCACGCGGAGCUGUUUUUAGACCCACAGAAAGAUUACAUCGACGCAGUAAAGAAUAAAAACAAAAUGCUGACUCUGAAGAAUUACGGGUUGGGGCAGGGCCCUUCCGAUUUUGUUUUUUCCUACCCGCACAUUAAAGCCAAAGGAAGAGGUGGGUAUGCCACCGAAAUGGUGAAGUCGAACAUACUGAAAAAUAAAAACGAGGGAGUCACAAAAAGGGUAAGUGUGGCGACAAAAAUGUCUGCCUUCUUUUCUUGUGUCUCCUCCGAUUUAACGUUAAACGUGCACAAUGUAGAAGUCUUCUUGAUGAAAAACAGACUGAGAUAUAUUAACCACACCAGAAAUAGCCACUUCGUAGAAAGUUAUCUGAACGUAAUUGCACCCGCGUGA